Messenger RNA from Oppia nitens, 1130 nucleotides. Its product is annotated as serine proteinase stubble-like. The transcript has 3 exons. Gene Ontology annotation, biological process: proteolysis. The coding region runs from base 27 to 1130 and encodes 367 amino acids. The record is from RefSeq and is a predicted model, not a curated record. Gene Ontology annotation, molecular function: serine-type endopeptidase activity. NCBI's taxonomy places the organism in Eukaryota, Metazoa, Arthropoda, Arachnida, Sarcoptiformes, Oppiidae.
GCCAACAAUACCCGCUAUGUCUAGAAAUGUGUCGCCAGGAGCUAACCGACCCCAAUCGUAAUCCCCAUAAUGUACCGCAUUGUGGUCUCGUAGCGGUUGUCCAACAACAACAACAACCCUCGGAUCGGAUAAUUGGCGGCCAAAAUGCCGGCCGACACUCGCAUCCGUGGACAGUAUCGUUUCACGAUAGCUAUGCCGACCAUAGACCCGAUGUACCCAAUGAACGGGAUCUACACUUUUGCACCGGUACUAUCAUUAACGACCGAUUUAUUUUGACGGCUGCACACUGUUUUGACCGCAACCCGAACCGUAAGUUUCGGAUAAUGGUCGGCUCCAAUAUGCUUAUGUAUAACAAUCCGGAAACAGCAGUCUAUACGGCCGAAUCUCAUCAGAUAACCGGUACCACCGAAACCCGUUAUUGGAUACAUAUGCACCAACAGUUUGACCCGCGUUGGUCACACUGGGACAUAGCACUGGUCAAAUUGGACCGACCGCUAGUGUUUAAUAUAUCCCAGGAGGACAAACAGUUUGUAGUCAACGCGGCAUGUUUGCCCGGACCCGAUAACUAUCGGCCCCGUGAGCAUAUAACAUUGGCUGCUUGGGGAUUGACCGAUCGCCUGGAUCCGGGAUCGACACCAUUUUAUUUGCAAGAAAUCCAAUCGUUGGUCAUUACGGACGACAUGUGCCGCCAGAUUGAAGACCAAACCAAAGCUAUCGAAGCGUUGGCCGCAUCGGUUCAGCCGUCAAAACGACAACAACAACAGCUGCCGACUACCGGUGCCGAUACCACCACUCCUCGAUAUAAAUUUCAUCCGGACUCCCAGUUCUGUGCCCUAUCCAGUCAGGCACCGGGUGUGGCCGGUAUGGCCGGUGUUGUAUACGAUCCGGCAACCUAUCGGGGCCCCUAUCGUGGCGAUUCGGGUGGCGGUUAUAUUGAGUAUCAACAAAUUGCUAAUAAUGCUAAUAAUAAUAGGCGGGCCGUACUGUGCGGUAUAGUUAGCGGCGGCGAUGCCGACCUAAUCAAUCCAAGCGUACGGCUGACUCAAGUAUCAAAAUUCAAUCAAUGGUUAACCGAAUCAAUGAAAUUGGAUAUACAUUCAGUACAUAAUGUAAUUGAUAUUAGAAAUUAA